AGGGCAGCAGAGACAGGGGACUAAACACGCAUACUGCGGAAAGAGAGAGAGGUCGGGGUGGCAAAUUCAUUGCAUGUAGCGUCUGCUCCGAACAAUGUCACAGCAGGGUUAUGGGCAUGAGGAGGAGAUGAUAAAGCGGAGGGUGGUGGUGGAGGAAUGGCGCCAACCUGAGCUGCAGGCCUUCCACCUGUGCUCCCCUCCCCAUUCUGCUGCCAACCCUGAAGUCCAUCAUCAGGCGAACCAGUUGGUGAUAGAAGUGGCGGAAAGAGGUGGUGGUGGGCUUGUCGCCGCUGCUGAUGCUACGAGCUUAGCUGCUUCUCUUGCUGUUCCUGUUAGUAGCUCUUCUGCCUCUGGCCGUGAGAUGGAGGCCGCUAAUGGUAACGUCAAGGUGGAAGACCCACAACCGGCAACGGUGGCUAGCAGGCAGGAAGACGUGAAGCCGGCGCCGGAGGCCCCGACGGUCGGAUUCAGCCAGCUGUUUCGCUUCGCCGACGGGCUGGAUUGCUUGCUGAUGGCUGUCGGCACCGCCGGGGCCAUUGUUCAUGGCAGUUCCCUCCCCAUUUUCCUCCGCUUCUUCGCCAAUCUCGUCAACUCCUUCGGGUCCAACGCCGGCGAUCCCGACACCAUGGUUCGAGAAGUCGUCAAGUAUGCUUUCUACUUUCUCGUGGUCGGGGCGGCGAUAUGGGCAUCUUCUUGGGCUGAGAUAUCUUGUUGGAUGUGGACGGGGGAGCGGCAAUCCACACAGAUGAGGAUUAAAUACCUCGAGGCCGCGCUGAACCAGGACGUGCGCUAUUUCGACACUGAGGUGCGCACCUCCGACGUCGUCUACGCCAUCAACGCCGACGCGGUCAUCGUGCAGGACGCCAUCAGCGAGAAGCUGGGGAACUUCAUCCACUACAUGGCCACCUUCGUGUCCGGCUUUGUGGUGGGCUUUACCGCGGCGUGGCAGCUAGCGCUCGUCACGCUGGCUGUCGUCCCCCUCAUCGCCAUCAUCGGCGGCAUCCACACCUUCACGCUGACCAAGCUCUCCUCCAAGAGCCAGGAUGCUCUGGUUCGAGCCAGCAACAUCGCAGAGCAGGCGCUGGCGCAAAUCAGGACGGUGCAGUCCUUCGUCGGCGAGUCGAGCGUUCUCCAGGCCUACUCUUCCGCCCUGAGGGUCGCUCAGAAGAUUGGCUACCGGAGUGGAUUCGCCAAGGGUUUGGGAUUGGGAGCAACCUACUUCACCGUCUUCUGCUGCUAUGCAUUACUGCUCUGGUACGGAGGGCAUCUCGUACGCCACCACCACACCAAUGGCGGGCUUGCCAUCUCUACCAUGUUCGCCGUCAUGAUUGGAGGACUAGCUCUGGGGCAAUCAGCUCCGAGCAUGGCUGCAUUUGCGAAGGCCAGAGUGGCAGCGGCGAAGAUAUACCAGACGAUCGAGCACGAGCCGAGCAUUGAUCGGAAGAACGACACCGGGAUCGAGUUGGGUGCCAUCACGGGGCUUGUGGAGUUGAACAACGUGGAUUUUGCUUACCCGUCGAGGCCGGACGUCCCUGUGCUCUGCAACUUCUCCCUGACUGUUGCUGCGGGGAAGACUCUUGCAUUGGUUGGGAGCAGCGGCUCUGGCAAGAGCACCGUGGUUUCCCUAAUUGAGAGGUUCUAUGAUCCCACUUCAGGUCAAAUUUUGUUCGAUGGGCAUGACAUAAAGACCUUGAAACUGAGAUGGCUCAGGCAACAGAUUGGGCUUGUGAGCCAGGAACCUGCCCUCUUUGCAACCACCAUUAAAGAGAACCUUCUUCUGGGCAGGGAAGAUGCCACUCAGGCAGAGAUAGAAGAAGCUGCCAGAGUUGCCAAUGCUCAUUCUUUCAUCGUGAAGCUGAGAGAUGGCUAUGACUCCCAGGUGGGGGAGAGGGGGCUGCAGCUCUCCGGUGGCCAAAGGCAGCGCAUCGCCAUUGCCAGAGCAAUGCUGAAGAACCCUGCAAUCCUCCUCCUAGAUGAGGCCACGAGCGCUCUAGACUCCGAGUCUGAGAAACUCGUGCAGGAGGCCCUCGACCGAUUCAUGAUCGGCCGCACCACGCUCGUGAUUGCCCACCGCCUCUCGACCAUCCGCAAGGCUGACUUCGUCGCGGUUCUCCAGCGAGGGAGCGUCACCGAGAUCGGAACGCACGAAGACCUCAUGGCGAACGGUGAUGAUGGUCUUUACGCGAAGCUAAUUCGGAUGCAGGAGCAGGCCCAUGAGGCAGCCCUCAUCAGUGCCAGGAGGAGCAGCGCAAGGCCUUCAAGUGCGAGAAACUCGGUGAGCUCCCCCAUCAUUACCCGGAACUCAUCAUAUGGCCGGUCGCCGUACUCCCGCCGUCUCUCCGACUUCAGCACGUCCGAGUUCAGCAUCUCGAUUGAUCCGAGCCACCGGACGAAGAAGCUUGCAUUCCGAGACCAGGCCAGCUCGUUCUUGCGCCUCGCCAAGAUGAACUCACCGGAAUGGACCUACGCGCUCUUAGGCUCGAUCGGCUCCAUGGUGUGCGGCUCCAUGAGUGCCUUCUUUGCGUACGUCCUCAGUGCUGUUCUUAGUGCCUACUAUGCUCAAGACUACAACUACAUGCGGCGGGAGAUCGGCAAGUACUGCUACCUCAUGCUCGGUGUGUCCUCUGCUGCUCUCCUCUUCAACACCAUGCAGCAUCUCUUCUGGGAUGUGGUCGGGGAAAAUUUGACCAAACGGGUUCGGGAGAAGAUGCUCACCUCUGUUCUUCGGAAUGAGAUUGCGUGGUUUGACAGGGAGGAGAACGGCAGCGCCAGGAUCGCCGGUAGACUCACGGCGGAUGCUCACAACGUGAGGUCUGCGAUUGGUGACCGUAUCUCCGUCAUCGUGCAGAACACUUCGCUCAUGCUUGUUGCCUUCACCGCUGGCUUCGUCCUCGAGUGGCGGCUAGCUCUCGUUCUAAUUGCCGUCUUCCCUGUCGUGGUUGCUGCCACAGUUCUGCAGAAAAUGUUCAUGAAGGGCUUUUCGGGAGACUUAGAAGUGGCUCACGCCAAGGCCACGCAGAUUGCCGGCGAGGCAGUGGCCAACGUGCGCACGGUAGCGGCUUUCAAUUCGGAGGAAAAGAUCACCCAGCUAUUUGCAGCGAACCUGCAAAGCCCGCUCCAGCGCUGCUUCUGGAAGGGCCAGGUAGCAGGCGGCAGCUUCGGUGUCGCCCAGUUCCUUCUCUAUGCUUCAUAUGCUCUCGGCCUCUGGUAUGCUUCAUGGCUGGUGAAACAUGGCUUCUCCGACUUCUCCAAGACCAUCCGCGUCUUCAUGGUGCUCAUGGUGUCAGCUAAUGGUGCUGCGGAGGCCCUGACACUGGCACCUGACUUCAUCAAGGGUGGGCGCGCCAUGCGAUCAGUGUUUGAAGUAAUUGACCGUAAGACCGAAGUAGAGCCGGAUGAUCCCGACGCCGCUCCCGUCUCCGACCGCCUCCGUGGGGAGGUCGAGCUCAAACAUGUCGACUUCGCUUAUCCGUCUUGCCCGGACAUGCCUGUGUUCCGCGACCUCACCCUGCGAGCUCGAGCCGGGAAGAUGCUCGCACUUGUUGGCCCGAGCGGAUGCGGGAAAAGCUCCGUCAUUUCAUUGAUUCAGCGGUUCUACGAGCCCACGUCGGGGCGUGUGCUCAUCGACGGGAAGGACAUCAGGAAGUACAACUUGAAGUCGCUGCGGCAGGCGAUCGCAGUGGUGCCGCAGGAGCCAUGUCUGUUCGCUGCGACGAUCUUGGAGAACAUUGCAUACGGAAGAGAAGCAGCGACGGAGGCGGAGGUGGUGGAGGCGGCGACGAUGGCGAACGCGGACAAGUUCAUAUCAGGGCUGCCGGAUGGCUACCGGACAUGGGUGGGAGAGCGCGGGGUGCAGCUCUCAGGGGGACAGCGGCAGAGGAUAGCGAUCGCGCGGGCGCUGGUGAAGAAGGCGCCGAUGAUGCUGCUUGACGAGGCGACGAGUGCGCUGGACGCGGAGUCGGAGAGGAGCGUGCAGGAGGCGCUCGAGCGGUCCGGCGUGGGACGGACGACCGUGGUGGUGGCGCAUCGGCUUGCGACGAUAAGGAACGCCCACGUGAUCGCGGUGAUCGACGAGGGGAGGGUGGUGGAGCAGGGGCCGCACUCGCACCUGCUCAAACACCACCCGGAUGGGUGCUACGCGCGAAUGCUGCAGCUGCAGCGCUUCACGAAUGGCACGACUGUUGGCGCGCCACCGCCGCCGUCCACCGACGCCAGGGAAACAGAAUGAUAGAGAGGGGGAGAGCGAGAAGGAGAACAAGAAGACACCGAUGGCAAUGUAACUCCAUUUCACUUUCACUUUUUGCUUAGUUAAUUUUUGCUGUGGGGUAAAAAAAAUGUGCCAUGUAAAUUUAGUCAUCUUAACAGUAAAUUCUCCCGUAA
Molecule: messenger RNA, 4380 nt
Organism: Musa acuminata subsp. malaccensis (wild Malaysian banana)
Lineage: Eukaryota; Viridiplantae; Streptophyta; Magnoliopsida; Zingiberales; Musaceae
Product: ABC transporter B family member 1
Biological process (GO): transmembrane transport
Cellular component (GO): plasma membrane
Molecular function (GO): ATP hydrolysis activity; ATP binding; ABC-type transporter activity
Source: RefSeq, a predicted model, not a curated record